This is a messenger RNA of Pseudogymnoascus destructans, 1545 nucleotides long. RefSeq lists its product as uncharacterized. The record is from RefSeq and is a predicted model, not a curated record. The transcript has 2 exons. Gene Ontology annotation, molecular function: NAD+ poly-ADP-ribosyltransferase activity. NCBI's taxonomy places the organism in Eukaryota, Fungi, Ascomycota, Leotiomycetes, Thelebolales, Thelebolaceae. Bases 1 to 1545 code for a protein of 514 amino acids.
AUGCCUAUAUUUAGCGACGAGGAGCUCGUGGAGCUCAGUCUCCUCCGCGCCAACGAGAUUGAUGAGCUCGUUAAACACGGCCUGAUCGAUGCCUCCCACCGGUUCGACGAAGACCUCCUUGGUAUCCUUGUCUUAUCAUACCCAGAACUAACGAUCUCGCUGCACACCGGGCCAACAUACCCCGCCGAGCAGCUACAAGUCGAGAUUGAGAAUAUCUCGCUGCCUCGUCGUGCCGUGGACGAGCUGCGCAAUGCAACACGGGAGAUAGUGGCACGGGAUGCAGAUACGAACAACUAUGAGGGAUGGGGCAGAAGAGCUCAUAGUGGUGAUUUUGGGGUUUUUGAAUUUGAAAUGACCGCAUUUCACGUGGCCCGGAGGGCCUUUGAGCACCUCGAGAGUUAUCGAGACUCGAUUAUGGCACCCCGAGAAGAAAGCGAGGAGGAUCGAGCAGGUGCCAAGUUUAAAAAUGACCUAGUCUCUGACAAGGGUAUCGACUUAUCAUCUAUCACCAUCGACAGAAAGGCAUCCGAUGUCCUGGGUAAAUUGCCAGAUGAGAUCUGCUCCCUCGUCCCCCCUUUCUUCCGGAUACUGCAUGUGGAGAGCGUCCUCCGUAAUAAUCUCUAUUCCAAAUUUCUAGCACGCCAAAACGAGAUCCGCGACCAACUUUCGGCACUGCCACGGGCUGAGCUCAUGGCCUGCAUCUACAAGAAUAAAAACACUAGGCGUGACACGGUCGAGGAGCUAGUCGAGCAUAUCGCCGCUCCGAAACUUACCUUCCACGGCACCAGCAACAGUUUCGUCCCCUCCAUCGUACAGAACGGUUUUCUCGCGCCGGGCGCCAUAAACCCCACGAGCGGCGAAGCGCUUCCCGUGCGCUGCGGAAGUACCUACGGCCGCGGUAUCUACUCCUCUCCUUCGGCCGAGUUCUCUCUCUCCUAUUCCGGCUCCGAGGCUCAACCCACUGCACCAGACGGCUUCUGGGGCUUGAAGCUGCUCGUCUGCGCAACGCUCAUGGGCCGCUCGGCACAGAUGCUCCAUGACGACCAGUGGUGGACGCGGAGUGAGCCAUAUCCAGGCGCCCAUAGCCACGUCGGCAAUGGGUACGAAUACGUCGUAUUCAACAGCGCCCAAAUACUGCCGUGCUACGUAAUUCACCUUGACUGGGGAGUAGAUAGCAGGCAUUUCUUCGCGGAUAUACUCGAGGACAAGGCAAGCUUUGUAGCAAAGGCAAAACAGCACCCGAAGCUCUUGAACGAGCCGAUGGCGCCUGGGGAUAGGCAGCGGGCGAAGGAGGCGCUGGUCGCCAAGGCCUCGAAGUAUUUCCCGUACGGGUAUGGACCGGCGACAGGGACGUCAUUUGUGGUUGAGGACGUAGGUGAGGUGGACGAGGAUGAGGAGGAUUAUGGGGAGUACCAGCGUGACAGGAUCGAUAAGACGCAUGAAGAGAGCAACUUUUGGAAGUGGAGUGAUAACCCCGCGGGGUCGGAGAUGGACGAGUACACCCGCGCGCGGCUUGGGAAGAUAAGGGGGAGGAAUAAAGAUUAG